GUCUAAAGAAAAUUCCAGUAAAUCAUUACUUAGACACUCUGAACUGCAAGGGUUCUAAAAUCAAAUAUAUGUGUUCGAUAACUUUAUCCCCUUUACGACGCGAUUUUGAAUUUCAAGUAAAUUGUCUCGUAUUAGACGAGAUCGAACAGCAAAUGCCUUCAGAGCCUAUUGAAGUGCAACAUUUAAAAAUUCCGAAACAUUUACCGUUAGCAGACCCUUCAUUUCACAUGCCUGGCAGGAUCGAUAUGCUGAUCGGGGGUGAAUGGUUUUGGAGACUACUAUGUAUAGGGCAAAUCGAAAUCAAUAAGCAAGGUUUAGUUUUACAAAAAACUAAAUUAGGUUGGAUAGUAGGCGGCCCGACCUACUCACAGAUUCCUAAAUCUAUAAAAUGCAAUUUAAGUAAUGUCAAAUCACCUAGCAAUAUUGACAUGCAGUUAAGAAAGUUUUGGGAACUUGAAUCAAUUGAUGACAAGGCACCAACAAGCCAAGAUGAAACUAAUUGUGAGCAACACUUUAUUCAAACCUACAAACGUGAUGACAAUGGACGUUUUGUAGUGUCGAUUCCAUUCAAAAUAGAUCCGAAACAAUUAGGAGAAUCGCGAAGUGUCGCGGUACGACGCUUAAUUUCACUAGAAAAACGAUUUCUAAAAGACAAAAACUUUAAGGCGAGUUAUUGCGCGUUCAUGCAGGAAUACGAGGAGCUCGGUCACAUGACUAACAUUCAGGAAACAUCGCAUGAUCGCCCUACCUUUUACAUGCCACAUCACGGUGUUCUCCGGCCGGCCAGUACAUCAACUAAGUUACGCGUAGUGUUUGACGGUUCAAUAAAGUCAGACAAUGGAUUAUCAUUGAAUGAUUGUCAAUCUGUAGGCCCGGUGGUACAAGAAGAACUUUUUUCAAUACUCAUACGUUUCAGACAACACCCAUAUGUUGUAUGUGCCGAUAUACAAAAAAUGUACCGGCAGGUACUCGUUUCUCCUAGCGAUCGUCCGUUGCAACGCAUACUUUGGCGAACGGAUCCAAAGGAAGAGAUGAAAACAUACGAGUUGAACACGUUAACUUAUGGCACGUCGUCCGCAUCUUACUUAGCAAUUCGUUCGCUCAUGCAACUCGCGAAUGAAUGUGAACAAUCUCAGCCUGACGUUGCCAGGAUCAUUCGUUCUAAUUUUUAUGUCGAUGAUUUGUUGACAGGUUUCGAUAACGUUGAAGAAGCAAAGGCAGUCGUUCAAAAAUUGCAUAACGUAUUACUUUCUGGCUGUCUGCCGUUAGCGAAAUGGGCUUCCAACGAACCUUCAAUCAUAUCAAACGUCGUAGACAAAGAAAACAAGCUAUCUACAAUCUCGUUAG
Cyphomyrmex costatus is the source of this 1347-nucleotide messenger RNA. RefSeq lists its product as uncharacterized. The record is from RefSeq and is a predicted model, not a curated record. NCBI's taxonomy places the organism in Eukaryota, Metazoa, Arthropoda, Insecta, Hymenoptera, Formicidae. The annotation marks the transcript as partial. The transcript has a single exon.